UUUUUUUUAGCAGAUUAUCCUUUAAAUUCAUUCAUAUGUACAGUGCAGUCUUACUUGCUUGAUAACAUAAGACCUUACAUACCUACUUUACAUACAUUAUGUUUAUUAAGAAGGCCAGGUAUACAGCUACUUGAUUUGCUGCCAUAUCAAAAGCAAGGUAAGACAUUUACUUGUGUUUCGAGUGGCUUAAAAACAAUCAAAAAAUUGUUCUCAGGGUGAUAUUUUAAUAAUCUGGAGGAUUCCACUUUCCCUUAUGACCACUCAUUCUAGUGGUUUCAUUAAUUGUGAGAUGUUGCAUUUAGACAUGUUUACAAAAACUGUCCAGUUUUAAAACGUUUGCAUGCCUAAAAAUGUACAAAUUUUUUAGUAAUUUAACUAAUUUAAGAGAUUCUGUAAAACACUGUAGUGUUAUAGUGAAAAGCAUAUUAUAGUAUAUAGACAUUCAUGUCUAGAUUCACAUUUAAAACAGUAAAGAUGAAUUUCAGUAAUGAAAACAUUUAAAGCAGUCAUUUUAAAAGUCUGUCCCAAUUGGAAUCUGUCAGAUGUCUGUUUAUGUCAAAAUUUAGAGAUUCUGAAUCAGAUUAUAUUAUGUUAAUGCACAAAAGUUGGGUAAAAAAUAUUUUUAAAGAAAACAAAUAUGUCCAUACCCUGAAUGUACUCCCUCCUCAUUGUACAAAUAAUGUAUCCUGUUAAAUUAUUCAUAUUACAUUCCCAUACAUUUUGUCUGUAUAUGCAAAAUACAAGCAAGAAUAAAAUCUGAGGUGUAACCAGAGACUGGCAUUUGAGAGCAGUAAGGAUUCAAUCAAUUGUAACAGAAAUCAGUGGGUGGAAGAAAAAAAAAACCUAGUAUAUAGAUGCUUGAUAAGAAUGACUAAAUAUGAGACAUUACACAUAACACGCUGCUGUAUGGUACACAUUGGGUGAAAAGUGAGUGUCAGUCACUUAAUGAGCAAGUCGACUUAUGACUGUACUUCCUGGGGGUGUAGGGAAAUGUGGCUUGUGCUCGUAAACUAACUUCCUCUGUAUAAUGUGGGGUUGAAAAGCAGCACAUGUUCAGUAGUGCAUAGAAACUGUUCACAGAUAUUUACUGCUUCGUUCUGAAAAAGUGUUUUGAUCCUAUAAUUCAAUCCAGAUAAUAUAAGUAUAUUGAAAAGGUUUUGUCUUCUCUUUUGGAGGCCUGAGCAACUAUGGGAAUUACUGUAGAGGUGAGAGAGACAGAAGGUGCCCCAGAUGGCGGCUGGGGCUGGAUCGUUCUGCUGGGAGGUUUUGUCAUCACUGGCUUCUCGUAUGCCUUCCCAAAAGCUAUAAGUGUUUAUUUUAAAGAACUGAUGCAAGACUUUGGCUGUGGAUACAGAGACACAGCCUGGAUUUCUUCUAUAUUAUUAGCAAUGCUCUAUGGUUCAGGUCCAGUCUCUAGCAUCAUGGUUAAUAAAUUUGGAUGCCGGCCCGUCAUGUUGGUUGGAGGAUUACUAGCUUCAGGAGGGAUGAUAUGUGCAUCUUUCACUACUAACAUCAUCCAGCUUUACCUCACUGCGGGUGUCAUGACAGGUCUUGGACUGGCUUUGAACUUCCAACCAUCACUGAUUAUGCUGGGGACUUAUUUUGACAAACGCAGACCACUUGCCAAUGGACUGGCGGCAGCUGGAAGUCCUGUAUUUCUGUCUGUUCUUUCUCCAUUAGGACAAGAGCUGCUCAACCGGUAUGGAUGGAGAGGAGGCUUUCUCAUUACCGGUGGUCUUCUGCUCAACUGUUGCACCUGUGCAGCUGUAAUGAGACCCCUGCAACGUAAAAAAAGGACAGCAAUAGCCUGUUCCCUAGAGCUCAAGGAAAUGCUGCCUCCUGAGGCUGGACAAGAGAAUAUCAUUUGUGAAAACAAUAAUGAUAAAAAGCCCACUAAAAAGAAGCUUUUGGACUUCAGUGUACUUUGUAACAGAGGGCUUAUUAUUUAUAUCAUUGCAAAAUUUAUAGUUGUCCUCGGCCUAUUUGUUCCAACCAUUCUCUUAGUCAACUACGCUAAGGACCAAGGAGUGCCUGACCAGGAUGCUGCAUUUUUGUUGUCUAUUAUAGGAUUUAUUGACAUCUUUGCUCGUCCCACAUGUGGCUUAUUGGCCGGUUUAAAAUGGAUUCGACCCAAGAUGCCUUAUUUCUUCAGCCUGGCCUUGCUCUUCAAUGGCCUAACAGAUGUUUGUUCAGCUAAAAGCACAGACUAUAAGGGACUUGUUAUCUUUUGUGUGUUCUUCGGGCUGUCUUAUGGCAUGGUGGGUGCUCUACAAUUUGAAGUGCUGAUGAGUAUUGUGGGAACAAGCAGUUUUUCCAGUGCCCUUGGCCUAGUGCUCCUCAUUGAGGCAGUGGCGGUGCUGAUCGGACCACCCUCUGCUGGUAAUUUGGUGGACAAGUACAAGAACUAUGAACUGAUUUUUUACAUGGCUGGAGGAGAGCUGAUCAUCGCUGGACUAUUUCUUGCUCUUGCAACAUUCUUUUGUCUUAACCAAAAGAAACACAAAGACUCACAGCAGAAAAAUCAUGGUGAUUGUGGCAAUCAAUCUUAAAAGAUAAACAGUGGAGAGAGCUUAAGAGAGUGAAGUUCACAUUCAAUUCAUUUUUUUAGUUAUAUGUGUUAAUAAAAUUUGUGUCUUGUACUGUG
Messenger RNA from Ctenopharyngodon idella (grass carp), 2644 nucleotides. RefSeq names its product solute carrier family 16 member 8 (gene slc16a8). Gene Ontology annotation, cellular component: membrane. Gene Ontology annotation, biological process: transmembrane transport; monocarboxylic acid transport. The record is from RefSeq and is a predicted model, not a curated record. Gene Ontology annotation, molecular function: monocarboxylic acid transmembrane transporter activity. Lineage: Eukaryota; Metazoa; Chordata; Actinopteri; Cypriniformes; Xenocyprididae. The coding region runs from base 1188 to 2549 and encodes 453 amino acids. The transcript has 4 exons.